Messenger RNA from Limulus polyphemus (Atlantic horseshoe crab), 611 nucleotides. RefSeq names its product DNA-directed RNA polymerases I, II, and III subunit RPABC3-like (gene Rpb8). The coding region runs from base 102 to 551 and encodes 149 amino acids. Gene Ontology annotation, cellular component: RNA polymerase I complex; RNA polymerase II, core complex; RNA polymerase III complex. NCBI's taxonomy places the organism in Eukaryota, Metazoa, Arthropoda, Merostomata, Xiphosura, Limulidae. Gene Ontology annotation, biological process: DNA-templated transcription. The transcript is spliced from 5 exons. Gene Ontology annotation, molecular function: DNA-directed RNA polymerase activity. The record is from RefSeq and is a predicted model, not a curated record.
UCUCGGCUACCGCUACUCCACUAAACUUAAAACGAAGUUAGGUCUGUGGCAUGGUUCUUGGAUAGUGAUUUAAUCGCUGAAUUUGUUCUCAGUUUAGUAAAAUGGCAGGGGUUUUGUUUGAAGAUAUUUUUGACGUCAAGGAUAUUGACCCAGAAGGCAGAAAGUUUGAUCGAGUUAGUCGUCUUCACUGUGAGAGUGAAUCUUUUAAGAUGGACUUGAUAUUGGACAUUAACAACCAGAUCUAUCCUGUUGAUCUAGGAGACAAGUUUCGAUUAGUUGUUGCUUCAACUUUACGGGAAGAUGGUUACCUUGAUGACGGUGAGUGGAAUCCUGCAGAUACAGGACCUUCCCGCGCUGAUAGCUUCGAGUACAUUAUGUACGGUAAGAUUUACAGAAUUGAGGGGGACGACUGCGCCGGAGAAACAACACGUCUGGCAGCGUACGUGUCGUUCGGGGGACUGCUGAUGAGACUGCAGGGGGAUCCCAAUAACUUGCAUGGAUUUGAAGUGGACAGUCAAGUAUACUUACUUAUGAAAAAACUUGCCUUUUAAUUAAUUCAAAACAUAAUAUCGUUACUUUGUAUUCAUCAAUAAAUCCAUUGGCUACGUUUU